Messenger RNA from Cutaneotrichosporon oleaginosum, 2022 nucleotides. RefSeq lists its product as uncharacterized. The record is from RefSeq and is a predicted model, not a curated record. NCBI's taxonomy places the organism in Eukaryota, Fungi, Basidiomycota, Tremellomycetes, Trichosporonales, Trichosporonaceae. Gene Ontology annotation, biological process: signal transduction.
AUCAACACUUGUCACAAACAGCCCCUCCUCCUCCUCGCCGCUCCCAGUCGCGUCUACAUCAUCACUCUCCUCUUUCUCCACUCUCCCCACUCCACUCACUGUGAUCACUGUCUCACUUACUCGCUCCCCCCCUCCCUCUCUCGGUCGCUCGUCAUCCCCCAUGGCAGACCCAUCACCUCCGCCGCCUCCCGCCGGCGCACCACCCGCGGCCGCCUCCUCCUCGCCGCUCAUGGCCAACCUCAACCGUCUGAGCCACGCCACAAGCCGCCCCGACCUCCCUCCACACGAGAGCUUUACCUCACGCACCAUCCGCGCAGUCGGGAGCGCCCUCAGUCCCGAACAGGCGUCCGAGGAGCUCGACUCCCUCAUCCUCCGAAACACAGCGCACCGCCGCCCCUCAGUUGCUGUUGACAGCUCAAUCCUGUAUCCCACGCUCGAGCAGCACGGGCAGGCCGCCAACGGGCCUCUUCUCGUCCUCAACCUUGCGGCGAUCAGCCACGUCCCGCUGGCCAUCAGCAACGACGAGCUCCUCGAGGUGCUCCUGCGCCGCCUCGAACCAUGGGUCGGCGAGGACGGCGAGGGCGCUUACAGUCUCAUAGUCCUAGCCGCCGAGGGAGACGGCGACCGCCCACUGCCCGGCGUUGCGUGGUGGCUGUGGCACUGGCGCCGCAUCCCGCGCAAAUUCCGCAAAAACCUCAAGCGCCUAUACAUCGUCCACCCGUCAACACUGACAAGAACCGUGCUCCCGCUCAUAGUGCCGCUCGUAUCCCCCAAAUCCUACGGCAAGGUCAUCACCGUCCCUUCUCUUCUGGCGCUCACGCACCUCAACAUCCCCCUGCGGGGCAUGGACCUGACGGUGCCCACGCUAGUAGAGGAGGCGCGUGUUCUCGCCGAAGACCCGAACGCCGCGCAGCGCAGCAGCGUAACCGACGCCGUCGGCCGGCGGGCGAGCACGUCGCUCGCCGCCCCGCCCGAAGCGGGUGCGAGCGGCUGGGGCGCCUUCUCGAUGCUCUCCGCCGCCCUCGGCACCGCCACGAGCUGGCUGCACCCGAACGUGAGCGCCGCGCUCGCCGAUCGCCCCCCGCCCCCCUACUGGAGCCGGGACAUUGACGCGAUCGUGUCCGAAAACAACGGGCACGUGCCGCGCGUCCUCGGCGCGAUCGGCACGGCGAUCCUCGCGCACUGCGCGUCCACAGAGGGCAUAUUCCGCCGCUCGUCAAACUCGCCCCUCGCCCCCGUUCUCCAGUCCUUGCUCGACCUCGACCUCGACCUCCAACCCCGCCUCGACUGGGCCGCGCUCGCGCAGCACGACCCCCUCCUCCCGCCCCUCAUGCUCAAGCGCGUCGUGUCCAAGCUGCGACCCCCCGUCUUCAUGCACCACCUGUACCCCACGAUCCGCGCCUCGCACACUGUCGCCGACCUCGAGACCAAGCUCAUCCCCGCGCUGUCGCAGGCGCGCGCGCAGCUCCUCGACGUCGUCCUCCACAUCGCCUACCAUCUGCUGCCGCACGAGCGCGCGACUCGCAUGGGCGCGCGCCAACUCGCGCUCAUGUUCGCGCCGUCGCUCAUCUCCGGUCCUGACCCGCGCGAAGAUCUCGCGUUGCUCAUGGAACGCGGCGUGGCCGUGCCCGCCGGCCUGACGCCCGCACGCAAAAGCUCAGACUCGGACCGGACCGGACGCUCGUCCACGUCCGCGUCCGCGUCGCCGCAGGCGGCCGCCCUGCCCCUCCCCGACACCGAGGCGCAGACGCUCGUCGGCGUCCUCGAAAUGUGGAUAACCAACUUGCCGGCCCUGCAUGAGAAAGAGGGGUGCGACUGCGCGAUGAUCGGCAAGGCGUCGCCCGUCACCCCCCUCGCCGGGCAUGGGCCGCACGCGCUCCUCAACGCCCAGAGCGCUGGCGCGCGUGCGCCCCCCGUCGCGACGGCGUCUUGAGUUGGCUACUUCGUGUCUCCGCCAAUGUACCACGGACGAUCGGCUAUUGUUGUAGGGUUAGGACUAUGGAUAAUAUCAGUGCCUGUCGG